AUGGAGGACAAAUUGGGACACACGGUCACGUUCCUCGCCCCGCACUCGGCCGCGGUGCGCCACAACUGGCAGCGCAAGCUCAAGGUUCGUGCGACUCGAUGGGCCUCGCCUCUGGCCACGCGCAUGCUCCCCGUCUUCGCGCGGCCCCUCUUCCUCCCCUUCCACAUCCAUCCCCUCUUUUCACCUCGCAUCGCCCUCUCGGCUCUCGCUCGCAUGGACACCGAAGCAGCAUUCGAAUCAGCACAGAUUGGUGGUCGCGGCAGAGGUCGUGGAAGAGGAGGCUUCAGAGGUAGGGGCAGAGGAAGGCCGCGUGGGCGGGGCCGCGGUCGCGGUGCUGCGGCUGGGGCAGGCGAAGGUGGAACGAGUGAAGAGCCGUACGGAGAGGUCGAAACGACCGCGUCGAUCGUCGAGAUCAUCGAGACGGAGGAGAUUCCGAUUACUGAAGAGGUUGAGGGCGGCGCAGCAGAGGAAGAGCCCGCUCAGGGUCAGCGCGGACGCGGAAGGCGCGGAGGACGACGCGGGUAUCGGGGUUGGCGACGUGGAAGGGGCAGGGGCAGGGGCGCUGCACCUGCCGAAGACGGCCAUACUCAGCCAGGCGAAGGUGAACAGGCCGAAGGGACGAGGGAGGCUCGCCCUCCUCGUACGAAGAGGGAACGACCUCCAAGGCCACACUUGACACACUUCAUCUCUCUCCCAAUCGGCCACCACGCAGAUCUCCAAAAGACCAUUUCGUCCUUCACGGACGCUCUCCUGGCCGCAGAUCCCGCCAUUACCGGGCUCGACCCGAGCGUCGUCGUCCCUGCCCGUCGGCUGCACUUCACACUCGGCGUCAUGUCUCUCCAGAAGAACGCGAAUGGAGAACAAUCGGGCGCAACUGCAGCCUCCGACGGUGCUGAGCAGAGUUCCCCCACGCAGAAGCCGACGCUGGCGAGCGCGAUCGCCCAUCUGGAGAGUCUGAAGCCGGACAUCAUAGAAUUGCUUGCGGGACAGAAGCUGCAUGUUGAGCUGGGUUUGAUGGAUAUCAUUAGGGGAGGAAAGGGAAGUUUCAAUCGCGCUAACGUGAUGUGGGUCGGACCACCUGAAGAUGGCGAGUUCGCGGAGAAGUUGUGGACCGUCGCGCAAUUCGUGAACAAGUCGUUUACAUCGGCUGGUUUCGUAGUGGACGAGAACCGCCCGCUCAAGCUCCACUGCACCAUCGUCAACACGGCACAUCGCAAACCGCGCCCCAAAUACCGUACCUUCUUCUCCUUCACGUCCGUCCGCGCCUCCGACGCUCUCCGCGCGAUCGCGCUCGACCCGGACUCGCUCACUGUCCCCGUCGCAUCCACGGCCGACGGCGGCAGUGGCGACGCUGAGGUCGCGGCGGAAGUAGACGCGGCGGAGCCUGCCGUCGCGGAGGACACUACCAAUGGGCACGGGGAGGCCAAGGGGAAGGGGAGGCCACCGGGCCAGGGCGCGAAGAAGCAGGAGCCUGUCCGCGUCGACCUAGGCGUUUGGGGCGUGGACGAGAUACAGAUCUGCGAGAUGGGGAGCCACGGGCCUGAGGGGGAAUAUGUGUGCGUCGGGAAGAUCGCGUUCGACUGA
Fomitopsis serialis is the source of this 1584-nucleotide messenger RNA. Its product is annotated as AKAP7 2'5' RNA ligase-like domain-containing protein. The transcript has 5 exons. NCBI's taxonomy places the organism in Eukaryota, Fungi, Basidiomycota, Agaricomycetes, Polyporales, Fomitopsidaceae. Gene Ontology annotation, biological process: regulation of DNA-templated transcription; DNA alkylation repair. Gene Ontology annotation, cellular component: nucleus. The coding region runs from base 1 to 1584 and encodes 527 amino acids. The record is from RefSeq and is a predicted model, not a curated record.